UUCUUCCGCAAGAUUCAUGCGUAAUUACACUCCGUUCAGUGGGGAACGGGGCUGAGUCCUCAGCUGGCCGCCCUGUGACCACUGACAACCUGUGACCACUCAGGCCCUCGGCCUUGUCCGGCUCCUAAACUUACCUCGGCUCGGCCGCCAUCGCAAAGACAAGGCCCCCGUACCCGACAUACUGGUCACGGACCGGCCGACCACGCCUUCAUCAAUGUAUCGUCCUCCGGUUUUCCGUUCGCUUGUCUUGCUCAUUGUUGGUUCUGCUUGAUACCAAUUGGCGUCUUACGUCCCGAAUCUCUUGCGAUUUGUCUUCGGCCGUUUUGUCACAACGCUUUCGCUUUCGCCUUCGACGCGCUGCUCAUCGUCAACUCAUCGUCGUUACAAACUUACAAUGCCCUUCAACACGGAACUCACUCGCCGGCUCGGCAUCACAGUGCCUGUCGUCCAGGGUGGCAUGCAGCAUGUAGGCACAGCUGAGAUGGCGAGUGCCGUAUCAAACGCGGGCGGCCUGGGUAUCAUCACGGCGCUCAUCUGGCCUGAGCCCGAGGGGCUCCGCCAGGAAAUCCGCAAGUGCAGGAAAAUGACGAGCAAACCCUUCGGCGUCAAUAUUACCCUGCUACCCGCGCUUGUGCCACCAGACUAUGCGGCGUAUGCCCAGGUUGUUAUUGACGAGGGCGUCAAGAUCGUAGAGACGGCUGGCAACUCGCCGGGCCCGGUUAUCACCAAACUCAAAAAGGCCGGGUGCACCAUCCUGCACAAGUGCACGACCAUCCGACAUGCCCAGUCCGCUGUAAAACUAGGCGUCGACUUCUUGAGCAUCGACGGGUUCGAAUGCGCCGGGCACGUCGGCGAGUCAGACAUUACAAACUUUAUCCUCCUCAGCCGUGCUCGACAGACUCUCAAGGUUCCCUUCAUCGCCUCGGGCGGCUUCGCCGACGGACAAGGGCUGGCCGCGGCGCUCUGUCUCGGCGCUUGCGGCAUCAACAUGGGCACGCGGUUCCUGUGCACGGUCGAGAGCCCGGUCCACAUCAAGAUCAAGGAGGAGAUUGUCAGAGCCCAGGAGACCGACACGGCGCUCCUGCUGCGCCGUUGGCGUAACACGACCCGCCUGUACCGGAACAAGGUCACGGAGCAAGCGCUCAAGGUAGAGCAGGAGAGCAAGACGGGCGAGUUCGCCGAGAUUGCCCCCUACGUCAGCGGCAAGCGCGGCCGCGAGGUGUUUAUCAACGGCGAUCCGGACUAUGGCGUUUGGACCGCCGGCCAGGUGAUCGGUCUAAUCCAUGACAUUCCAACGUGCAAGGACCUCGUCGCGAGGAUCGAGAAGGAGGCCGAAGAGACGCUGAAGGAAAAGGUUGGGUUGUUUACUCCCUCGCCGAAGCUAUAGAUGGCUGUAUAUAGCGUUCAUUUGGUAUCUGUUGCAAUUUCCUGUACUUUAGCGUGCUAGCUACUCCGUACAUUUGUAUGAUUUUACGCUCAGGGAAACCGGUUCUUAGGGGUGUGUGCAUUUGUAUGUAAAGGGGCAGAGAACCCCUAACCCUGAAAUGACACGG
Canariomyces notabilis is the source of this 1553-nucleotide messenger RNA. RefSeq names its product inosine monophosphate dehydrogenase. NCBI's taxonomy places the organism in Eukaryota, Fungi, Ascomycota, Sordariomycetes, Sordariales, Chaetomiaceae. The coding region runs from base 395 to 1387 and encodes 330 amino acids. The record is from RefSeq and is a predicted model, not a curated record. Gene Ontology annotation, molecular function: nitronate monooxygenase activity. The transcript is spliced from 4 exons.